Bufo bufo (common toad) is the source of this 1266-nucleotide messenger RNA. RefSeq names its product parathyroid hormone like hormone (gene PTHLH). The record is from RefSeq and is a predicted model, not a curated record. Gene Ontology annotation, biological process: osteoblast development; regulation of chondrocyte differentiation; adenylate cyclase-activating G protein-coupled receptor signaling pathway. NCBI's taxonomy places the organism in Eukaryota, Metazoa, Chordata, Amphibia, Anura, Bufonidae. Gene Ontology annotation, molecular function: hormone activity; peptide hormone receptor binding. Bases 309 to 818 code for a protein of 169 amino acids. The transcript is spliced from 6 exons. Gene Ontology annotation, cellular component: extracellular region.
GGAGGCAGGGCUGGCUGUAAGAGCUCUCUCCCUCUGGUGAAGACCCACCUAAUGAGACAGUUAACAAGCAGGGUGAAAAAGUGACAGAGCUCACUGAGAAGGGAUCCAGUUCCCCUCAUACACAGCCAAAGGAUACAGCUCCUUCCUGGAGUCCUACACUGCUACAUCACAUCAGUACUGGGAUUACUACACACAGGACUCAGAGCACCAAGAGGAGCAGAACAGCACAGAAGUUCCUUCUAUUUAUUCUGGGAAAAAAAGUAUCUUAAAGUGCUGGAAAUAUUCAACAGGUCUUGGUUAUUCUCAGGAUGUUGCUGAGCCUCCUUCCACAUUGCAGUUUGGCGGUCUUCAUCUUAAGCUGUUCCAUGCCCACUCACGGGAGACCAACGCAGGGGCUCAACGGCAGAGUGCGCCGGGCCGUCUCCGAACAUCAGCUUCUCCAUGAUAAAGGCAGAUCUCUCCAAGAACUCCGCCGCAGGAUCUUCCUACAGAGCCUCAUAGAAGGGGUAAACACAGCAGAAAUACGAGCGGUGCCAGAUGAAUCGCCACGUCCAGUCCCCAGCGUCAAGAACUUUAACACCCUGCGACUGGUGAGCGAAGAGGAGGCAGUCACAAGUCACUUGACCCAGGAGACACACAAAUCUCAGAGUUUCAAGGAUCCCCCACCUAAGAUUCCUGGCAAAAAGAAGAAGGGAAAACCAGGAAAGAGGAAGGAACAGGAAAAGAGGAAAAGGAGAGAGCGGUCAGCAUUAGAAGGUCUGCAGGACCUGCCCAGAUCAGACCUUUGGUGGGAAGAGCUGGGUAUCAGCACACAAUGAGAAUUCAACUGGAGCUUCCACUUCUAUUGAAAAGACAUUGCAAAGAAAAAAAAAAUACAAAUAAAAGAGAGUGGGGAGUGCAGCGGAAAAAAAUCUGGACUUGCACAUUUGUUAUGUAUUUAUUUCCUGUAAAUAUCUAAUGAUCAGAGAUCACCCCAGACCCCACAUUCGCUGUUCUCCCCCCGCCGUUUGUAAUACUGCACAGCCGCCCCCCUUGCGGCCCCCUCCCCUUAUUUAUUGGUUGAAUUCUGUAUUUAUUGUGUUAUAUUUUUUUUAAUCCUUGUGCUGCUGGUGUCCCGUUUCAUGUUGCACUUUAUGUCCAGAACUCGCCAAGAUCUUAUGUGUUUUUUAUUUUAUUUUUUUAUAUUGAAUUGACCAUUCUUAUUAUUUUUUCUGUUUUGUGCAUGUAUGAAAUGUGGCGACUGGUGGAAUUUGUACAGAAUGUGUA